GCUCAUUUCUUGCCAUCACUUUCGCACUCGUGAUUAUUCCCUUUCUACCAUCACACCGAAAUCUAGGGUUUCCAUGGACACCACCGGAAAGAUCAAGAAGGGCGCCGGAGGAAGGAAAGGCGGUGGCCCAAAGAAGAAGCCGGUGACAAGGUCCGUGAGGGCCGGUCUCCAGUUCCCGGUGGGUAGAAUUGGGCGUUACUUGAAGAAAGGAAGGUACGCGCAGCGCGUGGGUACCGGCGCUCCCGUUUACCUUGCUGCAGUUCUUGAAUACCUUGCUGCUGAGGUGCUUGAGUUGGCCGGGAAUGCUGCACGUGACAACAAGAAGAACAGGAUAAUCCCCAGGCACGUGCUUUUGGCUGUGAGGAACGAUGAGGAGUUGGGGAAAUUGCUUGCUGGUGUUACCAUUGCUCAUGGUGGUGUGCUUCCCAACAUCAACCCUGUGCUUUUGCCUAAGAAGACUGAGAAGGCUGCUAAGGAGCCUAAGUCUCCAUCCAAGGCAAAGAAGUCCCCCAAGAAGGCAUAAAAGGAUUAGUUUAUUGUCUUUUUACUUAGCCUGCACAAUGUACAUUUGUGUUUAGGUUUUUUUUAAUCCUUUUCCCAGUCACAUCCCUCAUAUGUUUUCUUUUUCUUUCUCUUUCUCAGUCGGUGUAAACACCAGGCCCUCCCCUCAGUAAUGAAUGAAUUUAUUUUUAUAAUAUUUAUAUAA
Cajanus cajan (pigeon pea) is the source of this 706-nucleotide messenger RNA. RefSeq names its product histone H2A.2. Lineage: Eukaryota; Viridiplantae; Streptophyta; Magnoliopsida; Fabales; Fabaceae. Gene Ontology annotation, molecular function: protein heterodimerization activity; DNA binding; structural constituent of chromatin. The record is from RefSeq and is a predicted model, not a curated record. Gene Ontology annotation, cellular component: nucleosome.